Messenger RNA from Drosophila albomicans, 634 nucleotides. RefSeq lists its product as uncharacterized. The record is from RefSeq and is a predicted model, not a curated record. The transcript is spliced from 2 exons. Lineage: Eukaryota; Metazoa; Arthropoda; Insecta; Diptera; Drosophilidae. Bases 102 to 449 code for a protein of 115 amino acids.
AAAGCAAUGCCAAGACCCACUGAAGGCACACUUAUAGCAAAGCAGUCAAGCCGUUAAGCAGCUAACAGAUAUUCCAAAGAAGAUUACAACUUGCAGACACAAUGGUGUAUAUUAUGCAAAUUUUGGUGCUAAUCACGUGCUGUGUUGCUAUAAACAUCGUUUAUGCCUAUCCAACUGAACAAAUCAGCUCACAGAGCCCAAGACUGAGUGACGACAGUGAAGUAGAAAUCCAGUUGCCAUUGACUGAAGCUGCUCUGCGAAAUCUCUAUAGAUACGAACGCACAUUGAACAGACUGCGACGAGCUGUGGCGGAGCUAGACUACGAGGAGGCAGCCGCUGAUGACAUGGAACUGGCUGAGAUAAAUGUGUUCCGUCCUCUGUUUCGUUAUCGUGCUGAGAUCGCCAGACAAGUGAAGAAUCCACAGCAACAGCCACAGCAAUUUGGCUGAAACCCAAAUUCAGAAUGCAGUUAGUUUAGUUUCAUCUCUCAUUCGUAUUCAAACAUUCUCAUCACGUUUUGUACCAAAAGUUAAACUUAAGCUAAAUAGAUAUAAAAUACAAUGAAAACAAAAGGAAACUUUCAAGUUGAUUAUUUAACAUUUAUUGUAGUCGUAGUAUAUAUAUUAUUAUUAUA